Messenger RNA from Plasmopara halstedii, 1023 nucleotides. RefSeq lists its product as uncharacterized. Gene Ontology annotation, cellular component: extrinsic component of mitochondrial inner membrane. Lineage: Eukaryota; Oomycota; Peronosporomycetes; Peronosporales; Peronosporaceae. The transcript is spliced from 3 exons. Bases 1 to 1023 code for a protein of 340 amino acids. The record is from RefSeq and is a predicted model, not a curated record.
AUGUUUCUUGAUGCAGUGGCACGUCUCCCGUGUCUACAGUGCGGCCACCAGACAAAACAGUUUCCUAUGCGGUCUGAUGAUUCCAGUGACAUUUUAACAAAGUGGGUGGGUUGCGGCCGGAAACAGCUUCCACUUGCCUGUUCCAGGGAAUGUGCCGAUACACUGCAGAAGAAUCGUCCCGAUUUAUUAAUACAAUAUGAUAGUAUGAUGGAGGAUACCGAGUAUUCUGCCACACCUGAAGCCAUUAAACUCUUUGCGGAAGUUUUACAACCAGAUCGUCGCGAUAGUAUUCAGUGGAAAAACAACAUACACUUAACCUCGUGGACGGAAUACUUCAAGCUUUAUCAACCUGACGAUCAUUGGCUAAAGGAUGUGAGAGCGCUGAGAAUGCUGUCGUCGGCAUAUUCAUACGUCAUGACGCUCAGCAAGUUUCUUUCGGACUUGUUAGCUCCAUACCAUGCGGACAGCGAGAAAAAGGUUGAUCUCCAUAUAAUUGGAGCGCGUGCAGAAGCAACGAUGCCUCGUUAUCUUUGGGACGAUCUGUCGUUCUUUCAUCCCGGAUGGCAAUUCAAUAUCACAUUGGUGGGUAAUCACGUCCCGGUGAUGCCGGCGCGCAAUAAGACGAGAUCAAAAGAAAACACUCUCGUUCAGCUUGAAAUGACCAAUGGACUAUAUCACGAAUCAGUAGCGAGGAAAUUGACAACUCCUGACGCAUUUGUGAUGUAUAAUCCGGGUAUUGGCCACCCUUAUUUGCGCGAAAGCUGGGAGCCUACUGUGCUGUCUGUGCUGGCGUCACGCAAGCCAAUGCUCAUCACAUCAUUCAACUUGGAAGAUCAACAACGUGACAUUAAGGCACUACAAAAACUAGUGGCAAAACUGCACGGAUAUAAGCUACAAUUCCGAUCCAAUGCCGAACAAAACCCUUUUCGCAGCUUGAAGCUCCAAGUAGAUCCUCGUAAUGUCAAGCUGCCCAUACAGACGAACAGCCGCGCAAUGGUCGUACAAUUAGUCCAAGCCAUGUAA